UUUUCCGUGGACGUUCUUUGAAAACACCAAUAUGACGACCGCUAGUUUGCCCAGAGUUCCAGAGGGACUUCGGGACCUUAUGAAAGUCUACACCAAAGAGGUUUUGCGUGAAAAACCAUCCGAUCUGUACGAAUUUUCGGCAAAGUUUUUUAACAUGAUUGUUGGUGAAAAGUCUCACCAAGCCGUGAGAAAAUAUGAACCUGCCCAGACUUACGAAACCAUUAUGAAAAACCGUAUACGUCAGCAAGUGCCCAUAUCUAUGGUUUUUAACAUAAUACCUGAAAAUCUGACCGACUUGAUCAAGCAAUUUAUAAAGGCUGUUCUAAGAGAGAAGCCGGAUAAUAUUUAUAUUUUCGCGCAGGAGUACUUUCAGAGGCUAUCGAAGGAAAAGUCAGGUCGUACUGAAUACAAAAAGUAUGCCACAUACGAAAAUUCAUUGAAGGACAAGGAAAACCUAGGUCCUGUGGCAAAGGUAACCUGCGAAUGUGGACGUGUUCUCAGCGCAAAAGCAAAGGAUGUGGAAAAUAAUACAGUUCUUAUUGAAAAGGAAGAAAAGGAAUCUCUUAUUAUGGCUUUACCCAAAAAAGAUGAUGACGCGAAAAAUGUAAUUAAUAUGACCUACAUAAGAUCCGUGGUUAUUAUUCAAAGGCACUUUCGUCGAUAUCUGAAGCGUGUGAAAACCGAUCGAAAUAAAAAGGAUAAAUGCAAUAGCAUGGAAUAUAUGACUUCUAUUUUGUUGCUUCAAAGACAAUUUCGGCGGCUUAAUGCCAAAAAACGAGUGAAAAAACUCAAGCUUUCGCGUUUAAAUGAACCAAAAGGAAAAGUUGAUACGGCCAACUAUAUGAAAGCUGUUCUCAUUAUUCAAAAACAUUAUCGCUUAUAUUUAAAACAGAAGCAGGAGCAAAAUCGAUUAGAAAAUGACAAAGUUUCCUUGGCAACAGCCGCCAUUAUAAUCCAAAGAGCCUUUCGUAGAAUGUUGGCCGUACAUAAGGCCAGAAGAAUAACCUCGGCCAGUGCCGAUCAUCCCGAGGACCUUAACGACAAUGCCUCGGAAACAGGAUCCUACACCUCCGUGUCGACAGCCCUCCUUUCAACGGAGUCCACCGAACUGGGUGGCACGAAUUACGAGGAACGAGUCCAUCAGAAAAUAAUCCACGAGGAUGAGGAAGUGGAGAACAGCAAUGUGGAUGGUGGCCUGGAAAAGGAGUAUUUUGCAGAACCCAUUAAGAGCGACAAAAAAUCGAUACAUCUGAGAAAAAGCGAUACUUUAAGUGGCCCCUUGAUCGAUAAUCAGGAGGACCAUGAAAAUAAUGAAUACUCUGAAUUUGAGGUCAAGAAACAAAAAGAGGAAAUUGAGGAUGAAUUUAGAGCUAUUAAAAAACGGGAUACAGAAAUCCAAGCUAUACCGGAACAUACACUGGAAAGACAAGAUGAGCUUCAAAGUUUAGAAAAUGUAGAUAAUAUUAAAAUCAAUGAAACCAUUCCGCCUCCAAAAGUUAUCAAAUCUGAAAGUCAAUUGCAAGCAACUCCCACAAUUUCUAUAGAACAUGUUGAUGAUAGUCCCGAGGAAAAUUCAUCAAUUCCAUCUGAAUCUAAUGAAUCUCCAAAACAACCAUCAAUAGAUAAUGACAAAGAAAAGCCUGUUGAAUCUUUAGUUUCAAACACAAGUCGGGAUAAACAUGAUCAAGAAUCUCUGAAACAAGCUUCAGUCGAUAAUGACAAAGAAGAGCCUGUUGAAUCUUUAGCUUCAAAAGCUUGUAAGGAUGGAAAACAUUCAAUCGAUGAUGACAUGGAAAAGCGAGUUGAAUCUUUAGUUUCAAACACAAGUCGGGAUAAACAUGAUCAAGAAUCUCUGAAACAUACUUCAGUCGAUAAUGACAAAGAAGAGCCUGUUGAAUCUUUAGCUUCAAAAGCUUGUAAGGAUGGACAACCUUCAAUCGAUGAUGACAUGGAAAAGCGAGUUGAAUCUUUAGUUUCAAGCACAAGUUGGGAUAAACAUGAUCAAGAAUCUCUGAAACAUACUUCAGUCGAUAAUGACAAAGAAGAGCCUGUUGAAUCUUUAGCUUCAAAAGCUUGUAAGGAUGGACAACCUUCAAUCGAUGAUGACAUGGAAAAGCGAGUUGAAUCUUUAGUUUCAAACGCAAAAUCUCCAAAACAAUCUUCAAUCGAUACUGAUUUGGAAAAGCCUAUUGAAUCUUUAAAUUCAAACUCAAGUCAGGAGGGACAUGAUCAAGAAUCAUUAAAACAACCUUCAAUCGAUACUGAUUUGGAAAAGCCUAUUGAAUCUUUAAAUUCAAACGCAAGUCAGGAGAGACACGAUCAAGAAUCUCCGAAACAAAUUUUAAUCGAUAAUGAUCCGGAAAAGCCUGUAGAAUCUUUGGUUUCAAACUUCACUCAAGAAAUACAAUCAACUGAAGAUACUUCCUCAAAGGAUGAUGAAAAGGAUACUGUAACUGAUCCCAUAUAUAGGGCUAAGAGGAGUUUAGAAGAGAUUGAAACUAACUUAGAUAAAAUAAUGGAAAAUUCCAAGGGAAUAGGUGAAGAAACAAAAGGUGACGAGUUUGUGGAAAAGGAAGUGAGCCUUAAGAAUAGCAAUGAUCAAAUCGAUCCGGAUAAAGUUAAAGAAAUAAGUUAUGAAAAACGUGAAGAAAAACAGGAAAUUGAACAACUGGGGAAUUCAGAGAGAGAUACUGAUACGGGGAAAGAUUCCAUAGAAAAUGAAGAAAAACUAUUAACACUUGGGGAUGAAGUUGAGGAAAUUAAAACCCUAGGUGAUGAUAUAAAGAAUGAUACUUCGGAAACCAUCUCAGGAAUAAGAGAAGCUAUAAGUGGAAGUACAGAUGCAAUUGAAGUUAGCGACGAGAAGUUAUUAAAAAAACAGUCUUCUAAUGAAGUAAUAAACGAACUUGAAAAUAACGAAAAAGAACACAAGGCAGAUCCCAAUGAUAAAGAAGUAGUCCUGGAAGGAUCACAUAGCAGAUCACAGCAAAGUCCUGAAAAAAAUAAAAUAGAUGUGGAUUCCGACAACAAUUCUAAAAAUAUAUCAGAGGAAACAAAAAUUCAAAAUGCAUUAAUUGAGGAAGGCGAUUAUGAACCACUGCUUCUAUCCGGAGAAAAAGUUGAAGGGAAACCUACAACCGAAGAGAUAGAAGCAAAUAAAGAUCAUCCAGUCGAUCAUCUGGCUAAUAAAGACGAAAUUCUAAUUCCUACAAAAUCUCAAGAGGAGUUGUUACAUAAUCAAGAGUCUGCAAGCACAGAUGAUGAAAUAAAGCCAGUGGCAGCCACCGAUUUGAAGGAGGAUCUUGUUCAAAUAUCUCUUAACGCAGUAGAAGACUCUGUCUUUGCAAUUGCUCAUAUGAAAGAUAAGAAUAGUUUGGAUACAGAAUCUGAUUCAGGAAAUGGUCAAGAAAAGGAACUUUCGGAGAAUGAUUCAAAAAUUAAAACAAAGGAAUUGACAAACUUAGAUGACGUAGACAUUAAGGAAACGCAAACCUCUAAUGGUGUUCCUUCUGCUAGUGACGAGAAAGAUGUCCCAGAUUCGAAGGCCGAGAAGAUCGAUUCAAUUCCUUCGAAAACUGAAAAAAACUCUUCAUUGCUUGUAUCUAAUCAAUUAAUUGGCACCCAAAAUUUACCAACUAACCCUAUUGAGAUUGAAAAGAACACCAAGAAGUACUCUAGCGUAAAUGUAAAAGAUAAAGAUAUUGGCACUUUAUCAUCGGGGCGACUUGUUCCCACACCAAUUGCUGAACUGCAGCUGAAAUCAUUUAAAAACACCAACGACGAUGGCGCCUGGUAUGAUAUAUAUGUGGAGAACCAGAUUCCAAUAGAUACAGAUUCAGGGAAAACAACUGAUUCUGUUCAAUCUAUUCAGAUUGAUGCCGAUCGACCAGGAGAAAUAAUUGAAGAACCUAUUAUUCCUCAAGAAAGAGUUCCCAGCUAUUAUACGCCCCAGAAAAUUGUUGAACCCGAAAUACCAAAAGUUAAAAACUCUGUUUCGUUUUUUGUGUCUUUUGACUCCGAUGAUGGCAAACCCAAAUACAAAAUACCAAAAAAGUUUCAGAAUCAAUCUAAGACAAAUAUUCCCGAGAAAAGUCAACUAAAGGCCUAUUCUGAUUCUACCAAACCUGGGGAAAUUGAAACUUCUACUGCAGAUGAUAAUGAAAAUGAAGAGGAAAUUGAAGUUAUUGAAGUUUCAGAAGGGGAUCCCGAAUACCAACAGAUGGCUGGAACCAAACUUCAAACCAUCUUGGAACUAAAUGAAAAUGAACAACCCAGUGAUUUGCAAAAUGAAGGUAAUGAAGCUGAAUUGGAAAAUCCUUUGCCAACAACUAAAAAAAGCGAUUAUGAUUUUGAAACUAUCUACAAGGCUGAUAUUUUAAGCCUAACCAAAUCUGUUCAGAUUAUAGAAAGAGCUUUCAAAAGAUUCAAAAACAAAAGUCAAGAAGUCCCAGAAAACCAAAACGUUGAAAUUGAUGAAGCAAAAGCAAACAAUGCUGCUCAAGUUAUACAGAAGUGGAUUCGGAAUAUUUUAAUAAAAAAGUCAAGUAAACUUUCAUCAGAUAUUGUAGAAGAUAACCACAAAAUCUUAGCUCCAAGAAAAAUUCAAAGAGCAUAUAGAAACUAUGUUGAAAAAUUAAAGAAAAAAAUUGAAAAACAUAACAAUGCUGUUUUAAUAAUUCAAAAGGCAUUUAGGCUUUAUUCUCAAAGAAAUAAAGCUAAACAGAAUAAAAUGAAAUCAGAUGAAAAUGACGUAAGGCAAAAUGAUGCUGCAACAAAAAUUCAAAGGACAUUUAAAAGAUAUUUGAAAUUAAUAAAAAAUCCAGAUGUGGUUAUACAAAAUCAGUCUAAGAAAAUCGAAGAAGUGCAAGAAUCUGUGAAUUCAAACAUAGUUACCACACAAGAACCCAUACCUGAACCAAAUAAUGCACCAAAAGACGAUCUUAAAUUAGAAGCCAAGGCAGUUCUAAUAAUACAAAGGGCUUUUAGACAAUAUUUGGAACGAAAGAAGUUAGAAACCCUUGAGGAAAACUCAUUUGAUUCACAAUCAAUUACAAGUUCCCGAAUAACAACCAUUGAAAAUGUUAAUUAUCCAACUGAUGCAACACCAACAGAUAGUUUGGUUCAGGAAUCUGUUGAAAAUACACCGGAAAUUAAGCCAAAAUCAGAAUGGUAUGUGGGUUCAACCCGGAUUAUACCAAGCCAGGAAGUCGUUGGGGAACCUCUCGAGAUAAAUCAGGAACUGGCAGCAUCGGCACGUAAAAGCACGCAAGUAGUAGAAUCAAUUGAAACCGUAGAUAGUUCGCAUGGCUCGCUUGAAUCCAAACUAAAUUCUGGUACUAAAUUUGAUGAGAUCGUAGGCAAGGAUAUUGAAAAGGAUAAUGCACUGUCUUGUGGUUUAGCAGGUCCAGAAGAUGCAGUUGAGGCUGAAUCAGGUUCCAAUGAGGACGACAUCCUAUUGACACAAUCAAACUUGGAUAAAAUCGAGCGUGAUAUUCUAUCCACUCAAGAACUGGUAAAUAAUUUCUUGGAAAAAGAAAUUGAGUUCUCCUCGGCACAAGGACCUUAUGAAAAUUCAAGCCCAGAGGAAGUUGUUGAAGAAACUUGCAUUAAAAAAUCAGCUUCGCUUGUCAAUAUAUCUGAGACGGAGACCGGAGAUCCUACGGAUUCUUCACUUUCGGAAACCACAGGCUUAGAUACUUUGUCUGCGGAUACCAUAGACAAGGCUACAGUGAAGUUGGCCAAGCCCGAGGAAGUGAUUGAGAAAAUGUCCCAGUUGCGAGAAUCCAGGAGUCAAACUUCCCAGGAAAGGAUUCAAUCCGGUGAUGCCAGUUUCGAGGAAUCUGUUGUUCGUCCGAUGAGUUCUUUGCAGGAACAAUCCAGCCUGGACAUUGAAGAUGGCGAUAUUAUUGUUUACAACCGUCUGCAGCGAGAUGAAACCCGUGAGAGUUCUGCCCAGAGUGAUUCCGUGGUUUUUGGUGAUCCAGAGACUGAAAAGAUCGUGGAAAAAGAUGAAGAAUCCGGCAGAGUACAUUUGAUGCGGCACUACACCAUUGCUGGAGAUGAUCCCCGAGGCCUUUUCCGUUCUGUGACCAUUGAUGAUGCACUAAAUUAUGAAGAGGAUAUGGAUUCGGGUCAUGGCAUCAAAAGUACCGCCAGCUUCUACUUGGACGACGAAACAUCGGAGAACAUUCGCAAGAAAAUGAUGGCCUACUCGCUGAGUGAAACGGAUUCCGAUUACAUUGAUCCCAGAAAGGUCAGCCAAGAAGACUUUGAUGUAGACACCGCCAUGGCAGAUGCCAUGGGCACCUCCACGGAGACAGAAUCGACCAUCGUAUCGGCGGCCACCAAAAUACAGGCUGGAGCUCGGGGAUUUCUCACCCGGCGCAGACUGCGACGCGCCAGUGCUGGCACCAAAUCAUCCACCCAGGACACCAAGGCGUCUUUCGGCAAUGAUGCCAUAAGCGAAUCUUUGGAAAGAUUUAUCGAGGAGGAGGCAGCAAAGAAGAUUCAGGCUGCAUAUAGGAUCCACACACGCAAACGUAAAGGAUACCCUCGAAAAAUGGAGGGCAUUAGUCUGGAGAGCAACCUGGCUGCCAGGCGACAGAAGCUGCAGCGCGGGGAUGCCCUGCGGAACGAUUCUACCCCGGAUGAUGAGCACAGUGUGGCCACCAAUGGAGGGCAGACUCAGAAAGUGGCUAAGCCUCCGCGCCACAAGUUAGUUGGUGAUGCCAAGUCCAGGGCCGCUAUGGAAUUGAAAUGGCUUACCAUGAGGCAGAACUCAAUGCCGGUGCAAAUCGACUGUGAAGUAUUCAGAGUCAUACCAAAGCAUAUGCGAAAACGUAUAAAAAGCGCAGAUGCAAACAAAAGGAAAUAAAACGUACGUAUAAUUAAGUAAAUACGCUGAAUUUUAUCCAAAUAAAAUAUAUACAUUCGAUCGACAAUGUUUUUGUUAUCAAACAAAACUGACAAGCUUCCGGGACAGAGGCGGCUAUUUAUUUAAAAUUAAAUGAAAUUUAUUUAAUUUGACUGGGGAUGGGCGGAUGUUUUUUGUCUAACAAACUGUUGGCACCUUGCUUCGAAACGUUGAACACAUUUGACAGGUUUAUGAGCUGGGUGUGCACCUUGGGUCAAUGCACCGAAUCCAAACAGCAAAUGUCUCGCCCCAGCCACCAGCCUGGUUUUAUUCUAAAUUUAAUAGGAAUUUUGUUAAAAUUUGGGAA
This is a messenger RNA of Drosophila bipectinata, 7220 nucleotides long. The record is from RefSeq and is a predicted model, not a curated record. Lineage: Eukaryota; Metazoa; Arthropoda; Insecta; Diptera; Drosophilidae.